This is a messenger RNA of Salvelinus sp. IW2-2015, 1565 nucleotides long. NCBI's taxonomy places the organism in Eukaryota, Metazoa, Chordata, Actinopteri, Salmoniformes, Salmonidae. The record is from RefSeq and is a predicted model, not a curated record.
AUCAGGUAAAAGGAGAUCUCCUACAUGAACGGCGACACCAAGAUCGUGCCCGAGACCAAGAGCAAGACCAUCUACAAGCUGAGCGGCGUGACGGAGCGCGACCUGCGCAAGACGGUGCUCUGGCUCAAGGAUGGCCUGCAGUGUGUGUGCGACGAGAUGAACGACAUCAACGCCUCCUACCUGGUCAUGGGCCAGAAGAUGGAUGGCCACCUGGUCAUCACCUCGCUCAAGCGCUGGCAGCGGGGCCAGCGUGAGUUCAAGAGGAUCUCACGCAGCAUCCGCAAGCUGCAGUGCUGAGCGAAGCAAGACUCAAGACCCGAUGAGUCUUAUCUAAACUCUAAGAGCCGGAUCUGGUCCGAUCCGGAUCUGGUCCGAUCCGGAUGCAACUAGUUCUCAGUCAGUAUUGUUAAACGUCCUGUUUUUAGUACCAUGUUUAGCACUGCCAUAGGCUACAUUUCAACACGUUUAUUGUUUAUUAGGAUUUCAUUUGAUCCAUCAAUAGUCCUUAUAAGAUGAAACAAACACAUUACAUUAAAAUCAAAGACAAACAGGUGAAUAUUGUAGGUCUACUACAUAGUCCCCACCUGUAAUGUUGGAUGCAUAUUUCAGUGUUUCUGAAGAGAUUAAAAAUCAUUCUUUUCAUUUUUUCWUUAUGCAAUGCAGUCUGUUAGGCUCCACUUAUCCAGACUUGAUGAUGAGGCUGGAUACAUUUAGUGCAUUGGCCUAUCAUUAGGUGAGAGGGAGAGUGUGGUUUCUGUGUGCAUGGUGUGAUAUUGUUUCCGGUGUAUUCUUUAAGAUGAUGAUGAUAGUGAGACUAAGGUAUKUAAUGAAAUACAAUGUAAUGUGCUUUUUUACUUGUUAUUUUUCUCAAGCAAUGAGAGAUAGCUGGCUAUAUUCUCUGCCUUUUAGUUACUACUUCCAAUGUAACCCUGGCAUUGCAAGUUCAGCAGCCCCAAAGCAAGGCCCAUAUCAUYGCAGUGACGACAAUCAAUUAUUCGRCCCYCUGCAGUCAAUGGACUAUKUCACCUUUUUGUACAUGAGCCUCAAUACUGCACUGUUUAYUUUUCUACCACAAUUAUUGAUUAUGAAAUAUUUUUCUGUUUCAAGCUUUUUCAAGUAAAUUCCUUUGACAUUGGUGAUCAAAUGUUGGAGUGCCGUCUACCAUGCCAUUUCUGUUUCUCUCAACUUUUUUUUAAUGACAUUUCUUCUCACUAUGACAGCGUGUCUUAGGUAUGUUAACUAAGUAUAUCAGGAUUGUAUAUUAGUGGUCGAUUGUGUUUUCAUUUUUAGGGGUGAAUGCAAAAAAAAAUGCAGCUGUAUUGUGUGUGUGUGUGUGUGUGUAAAAUAUUGCUUUAUAUAGUACUCUGUAAAUAUCCUUGUAUUCUUGUACAUAGUUUCGGGAGACAGCAGAAGUUGACACGUGUGAAUUCAGAUGGUGAUAUAUAUAUAUUUUUWAAAUUACAACACUAAACAUAUGUUAGUAUAAUGUUAAUCUGAGAAGUGUAAUUCUUAUAAAUGAUAUGCAUCUUUUGGUCCCUCUUAAUUAAAGGAAGCAAUYCAAGGAA